This is a messenger RNA of Dipodomys spectabilis (banner-tailed kangaroo rat), 1539 nucleotides long. RefSeq names its product caveolae associated protein 1 (gene Cavin1). Lineage: Eukaryota; Metazoa; Chordata; Mammalia; Rodentia; Heteromyidae. Gene Ontology annotation, cellular component: cytoplasm; caveola. The transcript has 2 exons. The record is from RefSeq and is a predicted model, not a curated record. Gene Ontology annotation, biological process: termination of RNA polymerase I transcription; transcription initiation at RNA polymerase I promoter. Gene Ontology annotation, molecular function: rRNA primary transcript binding. Bases 160 to 1335 code for a protein of 391 amino acids.
CCACAGUUCUGGCCGCCGUCCCGGUGCGCACGGACGUGGCUCGAGUUUCCUCCAGCUCUCCGCGCGCUCGCUCGCUCUUCUCCCACUCUCACUCCUUCUUCUCUCCCGAUCUCCCGCUCCACUCAGCCAGCCGCUUCCCUGCACGGCUCCCAGUAAGCCAUGGAGGACGUCACGCUCCAAAUCGUCGAGCGACCGUUUCCCGGGUUCCCCGAUGCCACCGAGAGUCCGGAGCCCUCUCCAGUGGGGGCGCCGACGACCGAAGAGCCGUCGGGGGCCGGCUCUGAAGAGCUGAUCAAAUCAGAUCAGGUGAACGGUGUGCUGGUACUGAGUCUCCUGGAUAAAAUCAUCGGCGCUGUCGACCAGAUCCAGCUGACCCAAACCCAGCUGGAGGAGCGGCAGGCGGAGAUGGAGGGCGCGGUGCAAAGCAUCCAGGGCGAACUGAGCAAGCUGGGCAAGGCGCACGCCACCACCAGUAACACCGUGAGCAAAUUGCUGGAGAAGGUGCGCAAGGUCAGCGUCAACGUGAAGACCGUGCGCGGCAGCCUGGAGCGCCAGGCUGGCCAGAUUAAGAAGCUGGAGGUCAACGAGGCCGAGCUGCUGCGGCGCCGCAACUUUAAAGUCAUGAUCUACCAGGACGACGUGAAGCUGCCAGCUAAGCUGAGCGUCGGCAAGUCUCUCAAAGAGUCCGAGGCGCUGCCGGAGAAGGAAGGCGACGAGCUGGGCGAGGGCGAGCGCCCGGAGGAGGACGCCGCGGUGCUCGAACUCUCCUCCGACGAGGCGGUGGAGGUGGAAGAGGUGAUCGAGGAAUCGCGCGCGGAGCGCAUCAAGCGCAGCGGGCUGCGGCGCGUGGACGACUUCAAGAAGGCCUUCUCCAAGGAGAAGAUGGAAAAGACCAGGGUGCGCACCCGCGAGAACCUGGAGAAGACGCGCCUGAAGACCAAGGAGAACCUGGAGAAGACGCGGCACACGCUGGAGAAGCGCAUGAACAAGCUGGGCACGCGCCUGGUCCCCGCCGAGCGCCGCGAGAAGCUCAAGACGUCACGUGACAAGCUGCGCAAGUCCUUCACGCCCGACCACGUGGUCUACGCGCGCUCCAAGACGGCCGUCUACAAGGUGCCGCCCUUCACCUUCCACGUCAAGAAGAUCCGCGAGGGGGAGGUGGAGGUGCUGAAGGCCACCGAGAUGGUGGAGGUGGGCCCCGAUGACGAUGACGAGGGCGCCCCGCGUGGGGAGGCCGCCGACCUGCUGCGCGGGAGCAGCCCCGACGUGCACACGCUGCUGGAGAUCACCGAGGAGUCGGAUGCCGUGCUGGUGGACAAGAGUGACAGCGACUGAGCCCCACCCGCGCCAAGAGAGCGCGCAUGCGCGGGGGGGGGGGGGCGAGCGUGGGGCUCUGGCACUUGGACGGGGUGGGCUCCGCGCCUCGCCCUGCCGCCUGCUGCCGCUCUCUGUCCCCAGCCCCUACCCACCUACUCUCCCCUUUCCAAACUUGCUCUUUUGCAUUUUCCUCAGACCCUUUUGGGUUGAGAAUUUUCUCAA